Acinonyx jubatus (cheetah) is the source of this 1404-nucleotide messenger RNA. RefSeq names its product carbonic anhydrase 11 (gene CA11). Gene Ontology annotation, molecular function: carbonate dehydratase activity; zinc ion binding. The coding region runs from base 321 to 1307 and encodes 328 amino acids. The record is from RefSeq and is a predicted model, not a curated record. NCBI's taxonomy places the organism in Eukaryota, Metazoa, Chordata, Mammalia, Carnivora, Felidae. The transcript is spliced from 9 exons.
UAGAAACCAGGAGGUAACCCCGGGGAGAAGCAGGAGGCAGAGAGAGGAAUAGGAAGAUCAGGAGGUAGAGGGAGGCUGGAGGUUUGGGGAAAAGAGAGAGAAGGAGGAGAGGAAGGGAGAGCAGGGAGAGGAGGCGGGAGGGGAUUUGGGGGGUCUCGGUCCUCCCCACCACCGCCUCGGUGUUCGGGGAACCGGUCUCCCUGUGGGGUGGAGAGGCAGGCUGGCAGUCCUGGAGGGACUGGGUCCCACAAAGAGGGGCCAGAGGAGCUGAGAGAGGGGGCCGGGACAUUGGGAAGGGGUCGUUCAGAGGCCUCCCGGGGAUGGGGGUUGCAGCUCGACUGAGCGCCCCUCGAGCGCUGGUACUCUGGGCCGCACUGGGGGCAGCAGCUCACAUCGGACCUGCACCUGAUCCGGAAGACUGGUGGAGCUACAAGGAUAAUCUCCAGGGAAACUUCGUGCCAGGGCCUCCCUUCUGGGGCCUGGUGAAUGCCGCCUGGAGUCUGUGUGCUGUGGGGAAGCGGCAAAGCCCCGUGGACGUGGAGCUGAAGAGGGUCCUUUAUGACCCUUUUCUGCCCCCACUGAGACUCAGCACUGGGGGAGAGAAGCUCCGGGGAACCCUCUACAACACCGGCCGCCAUGUCUCCUUCCUGCCUGCACCCCGGCCCGUGGUCAACGUGUCUGGGGGGCCCCUCCUCUAUAGCCAUCGACUCAGUGAACUGCGAUUGCUGUUUGGAGCGCGCGAUGGAGCCGGCUCUGAACACCAGAUCAACCACCAGGGGUUCUCUGCGGAGGUGCAGCUCAUCCACUUCAACCAAGAACUCUAUGGGAACCUGAGCGCCGCCUCCCGAGGCCCCAAUGGCCUGGCCAUUCUCAGCCUCUUUGUCAAUGUGGCCGGCAGCUCAAACCCCUUCCUCAGCCGCCUCCUUAACCGUGACACCAUCACCCGCAUCUCCUACAAGAAUGAUGCCUACUUUCUUCAAGACCUGAGCCUGGAGCUCCUGUUCCCCGAAUCCUUUGGCUUCAUCACCUAUCAGGGCUCUCUCAGCACCCCGCCCUGCUCAGAGACUGUCACCUGGAUCCUCAUCGACCGGGCCCUCAAUAUUACCUCCCUCCAGAUGCACUCCCUAAGACUCCUGAGCCAGAAUCCUCCGUCCCAGAUCUUCCAGAGCCUCAGCGGUAACGGCCGGCCCCUGCAGCCCUUGGCCCACAGGGCCUUGAGGGGCAACAGGGACCCCCGGCACCCCGAGAGGCGCUGCCGAGGCCCCAACUACCGCCUGCAUGUGGAUGGUGCCCCCCAUGGUCGCUGAGACUCCCCAUCGAGGAUUGCGCCUGUCCUUUCCAAGUCUCCCCACUCGGGGAGGGGAGUCACCCCCAAAACAAAGCUAUUAAAGGGACAGAAUACUU